This is a messenger RNA of Cercospora beticola, 1563 nucleotides long. RefSeq lists its product as uncharacterized. Lineage: Eukaryota; Fungi; Ascomycota; Dothideomycetes; Mycosphaerellales; Mycosphaerellaceae. The record is from RefSeq and is a predicted model, not a curated record. Gene Ontology annotation, molecular function: methyltransferase activity.
AACUUACGCAAGCAUAUCUACUUAAGCAGCUGAGCUCCUCAGAGCAACUCGCGGAUACGGCAUCAUCACAAAUCAACCGAAAAUCUGAUCGAAAGUGAGCUGACAACUCUGCAGCUCUAAAGAUAUGGCAGCAACUCAGCAACAUGGCAAGACAGAUGCCUACAUCACCAACACUCCCAGGUACCACACCAACAAAGAUGCGGCAUACGUCCUCCCAAAUGAUGAAGUGGAACACAGACGCCUUGAAGAACAAGCCGCUCACCUACAAGCGAUCAUGAACAACAACAUCAUCCACAGUCCCAUUCCGACCAACAUACAAGAUGCCAAGAUGCUCGACAUAGGCUGCGGAACAGGAAUCGUAACCGAUUUCAUCGGCAACCGCUUCCCCAAUGCCCAAGUCUAUGGUCUCGACAUCUCCGACGUUCCAGUGCACAUCCGCAAUCAUCCACCUAACGUCCAAUUCCUCAAGGGUAAUGCUACCACGAACUCACCAGACCAAUGGCUCACUCAGGAUGCUGCCUCCAAACCGGUCCUUGACGCGUCCACUCACUUCGACCUCAUCUUCUCUCGCCUCCUUGUUUGCGGCAUGACUAAUUGGCCUCAAUACGUCUCCCGCGUGCACACUCUCCUCAAACCUGGCGGACGCAUCGAACUUCAUGACAUCGAUUGGACUUGGUAUAACUCACUCUCUCCCACACCAGAAACCCCCAUCUCCAACAAUUGGAAAUGGCUCACAGCCGCCAAAUCCGUCGCUUCUAAACGCGGAAUGGACUGGACUUGUGCUCGCUCUCUUCCGCAAUGGCUUUCAGACGCUGGAUUCCAAGAUAUCGAAGUGAAGAAAUAUAAAUGGCCGCAUGGUGGUUCUUGGCAGAAGGAUCCGGUUUGGCAGGCUUGGGGUGAUUUUGUCGUGAAAGAGAUGAAAGGAUUGGUAUGGCAUGUGAUCCCGAGGACAUUGGCGGGUGAGGGUUAUAGUGAGCAGGAAAUCAAGGGCUUCCAAGAGGAGGCGGUGAAGGAUAUGGAGGCGGAGGAGGGAAAGUAUUGGGUUUUCUGGGUGGUGACGGGACGGAAGGCGGAGUAGUGGGUAUGAAGAAAGGGGAUGUGCAGAGCGAUAUCAUUUUUGACAGGCUUGUUUGGGUGGCGGGAUACAUGACAAUGGCGGAGGAAUAUGAUUUGAAUAUCGAAGUGCUAUAGACGCAGGGUGAACGUGUGUUCGCGGUGUUCAUGAAAGGUUGGUAUCGAAAAUUGGUCUGGAAAAGGUAUUGAUGGCGUUGUGUAGUCCUAAUCAAUGUCCCGUUCUGUACGAACACUGCAUGUUUUCGAGUCUUGAGACCCAGCUGUAGUUGUCUAGAUGUGUGGGAGAACUUUCACGACAAUCUCAUACUAAUGCCACACGAUGCUACAUGCUUCUGAGCGGAGAAGCCAGCGAAUCGCGAGUUUUGUGAUCCCCAUCCCAAGGUUCUCUACCCCACGACUGUGGAGUGCUCUCUUUCGCUUGGAAUUGUGAAAGCGCCAAAGUGGUUCGCUGUGUACUCUGAUGCAUCAGACUCGGUUGACGGACGAGCG